Messenger RNA from Fusarium vanettenii 77-13-4, 841 nucleotides. RefSeq lists its product as uncharacterized. The transcript has a single exon. NCBI's taxonomy places the organism in Eukaryota, Fungi, Ascomycota, Sordariomycetes, Hypocreales, Nectriaceae. Bases 141 to 557 code for a protein of 138 amino acids. The record is from RefSeq and is a predicted model, not a curated record.
AUCAUGACAAUAUUCGCAUUCCUCAGACACUUGCUGUUAUACACUCUACACUCUUACACUUGAUAUACAAAAAGCCAUUGAAUCAAUCUCUUCAGUUGCUCCCUCAACUACAUCUUACACACUACAACACUCUACUCAAAAUGCCAAACUACAUCGUUACAGAGCCAUCCCCCUCUACCAACGCCUACGUGCGCUCCGGCCGCGGUGGCUACGGCAACAUCAAGAGGUCCAAGGACUCAUCGCACAAGCCCUCAACCACCUCUCACACCGUCACCUCUGCCACUCCCUCGCGGCGCUUCUUUAGCGGCAUCGGCGGAGCUGGCAAUGCCCAUGAGGCGAGCGAGCACCUUCCCAUCUCCCUUGACGAGACGUACGACCGCAUCGCCGCUCGUGACCACCUCUCUGCUGGCCACGUGGGCAUCGGUGGUGCUGGAAACGUCUAUCAUCGCAAGGAUAGCGAUGCUGCUUCUGAUGACUCCGCUGCUAGCGACGACUCUUCUCUGAGCUCCAAGGCCAAGUUGUGGGCCCGCGUGAGCAGCACCUUUAGCAGAGACUAAAAGAACCCUCUUCAACAAUAAAAAAAUAUGGGAGGAAAGAAGGAGAGAAAAUAAUUUCAACAUGUACGAGACACACGAUAAUCAACUCUAGCGUUUGGCGUUUUGGGGGAGGAGGAAAUCAAUUGGGGAUGGGAAACUUGGGAUGGACACUGGGAUCUUUACCUUCUUUUUUCAUCGUCUUAUAGGGCGCGAGUUUUGGUCAAGAUUACUAUACCCCGAGCAAUUGCUCUUUAUAUAUUAUAAAAGUUAUCAAUGAAUCCUUGACUUAUUUCACUUUUUUAGUC